This is a messenger RNA of Ambispora gerdemannii, 1032 nucleotides long. The record is from the annotation of a GenBank genome assembly. Lineage: Eukaryota; Fungi; Glomeromycota; Glomeromycetes; Archaeosporales; Ambisporaceae.
AUGUCGCAACAACAGCAGUCACAACAAACACCUUCAAUGAAUCCAAAUAAUUUGGCGUUACCAGGUGGUGGUCAUAUAUCUUCAUCACAAGGACAACCACAACAAGAUAUCUCAUUACAGUCGCAACCUCAAGGUCAGGUGAGAGGAGGACAAGGAGUCUCUGUCGCUUCUAGUCCAAACAUGCGAGGAAAGAAGACUGAAUUGUCAGAUCAAAUUCGAAAUAUUCAACAGAUGUUACAAGCAACUGAUUUGCCAUCUAAUGAAAGAGCAAAUUUGGAAGCUGAAUUGGAGAAACAAACAAAAUUGUUUCGAGAAAUACAACAGAUACAGCAACAACAAAAUUUACAACAGUAUCAACGACAACAAUUGCAGCAACAAAUUCAGCAGCAACAAAUUCAGCAGCAACAAAUUCAACAGGCACAACAACAAAAGCAACCUCAACAACCAAUACAACAAGAUCAAGAAGCUUCACACAAUUUAACUUCUCAAUUACCAUCUAAAUCUAUAGCUCCUGGGUAUACAUUAGUAACUCCAAUAAAAUCCGCAGCUCAGAAUUUACAACCUCAAUCUUCAUUAAGUGUUGCAACUCCAAUUAUAACGCCAAAAACUACGGAAAUUUUGCAAAAACCAAUUGUUCAGCCAAAACCGCAACAACAACCAAUAGCAAGUGCUCCACCGCUUACCACAUCAUCAUCAUUAGUAUUAUCUUCCACUCCCACAUCAACUGUAACCGCAAAUGUUCCUCUUUCUGCUCAUUCUACGAUUCCUCUGUCUUCUAACUUGGAUGUUAGUGAUGAACUUGUAACAAGUCGAAAGAUUCAGGAUUUAGUUGCAGAGAUUGAUCCAAAUGAAAGAGUCCAUCCGGAUCUUUUACUAGAGAUCGCAGACGAGUUUAUUGAAUCAGUAGCUGAAGGCGGAGCUCUGUACGCGACACAUAGGCGCUCUAAGCAACUGGAAGUCAAAGAUGUGCAACUAUAUCUUGAAUCCCUGGAUUUGCCUCGGAUGAAAUCAGAUCUAUACGCAAAAACAUAG